Cyphellophora europaea CBS 101466 is the source of this 2052-nucleotide messenger RNA. RefSeq lists its product as uncharacterized. The record is from RefSeq and is a predicted model, not a curated record. The transcript has a single exon. Bases 1 to 2052 code for a protein of 683 amino acids. Lineage: Eukaryota; Fungi; Ascomycota; Eurotiomycetes; Chaetothyriales; Cyphellophoraceae.
AUGGCUGCUUCCGAGUUCGUUGUAGCAGUCACGGGUGCUAUCCUGGCUGCUGCGGCGCUGCUCUUCGCCAUCCUGCAGACCGCUUCAGCACUGUCGCAGUAUCUGGCGUCGAUGAAUCGAUGCGGCCGAGCCAUCACAGGCGCCUUCGAGCUGCGCCAAGGGUUCUUCUGGUCUCUGCUCUCACUCACCCUUAAUCCAAGAUACAGAAUGCCUGUGCUUACGAUGCCGGGCUUGCGGUCCACCAUCCCGAUCAUGGAGCACAGGCCAAUCGAGAACACUCUUCAUUACGGCCAGAACUUUGACGAAACCCUUAACUCGUACAUGGAUCGAAAGACGGCGCGCGUCACGGGUCCUCAGCGGGCGCUACCCAUUUCGUAUCGGCAGACAAUUUGGGCGUUAAUUUUGAGAAUCGCUGUGUGCCCUUUCCUCCUUGCUACGUUCCCGUUGUCUCUUGUUCUAUGCAUCCCAUGCUUGGGAAAGUGGGUUUAUGAAGGAGCCUCAACCGGGGAGUGGGAUUGGGGUGAAGAUGACUCCAAUGGUGAGCAUGAAUGCGGAGGCUUUUCGCUAGGUGCAUGUGCACUGUGUCCCUUUCUUGUCUUUCCCUGGCUGUUCAAAGGUGCCAUCAAACGCAAAACCGAGGCGCAAACUUCAACGGUCACGACAUCGUCGACACCGGGCCUGGAAGCGGCAUGUUGGGUGCAAUUCUUGAUGAACUACCAAGCCACGUGGUGGGGACACGCAAAUCUUCGCUGGGAAUGGCGACUGGCCUCUCUCAUUCCUGCUGACCUAUACGGAGCCAGCGCAGAGACGACCAUGGCUGACGUGCAGCUGCUAGCAGUCCUUGGCGGUAUGCACUUCUCUGACAAUGGAAGCAUCAUAGGGAGAACUUUAUGCGGGGAGCAGCUCACUGUCUCUCAGCAUAGCGUUCUCGGCACAACGGCAUACUAUCGAUCCGGUCGGGAGAAUGUCCGCGCUGAGAUCGAGCUCUCGGACCCCAUGCGUCUUGGUUGGCUUCUGUAUUCUGUUGAAGCCAGGAGAAUGGCGGGCCUUCGGCGCGCGCCCGUGGGAGGAAGAUACAAGAAUCAAGCCGUGGCUCUGAGCUCCCACUGCAAUAUUGACGCCGGCGGAAUCUCCGAUCUCAGUGCGGAGAGGGUGGUCAGACAUCUCGCCCGAAGGCGAACCAUUUAUGACGCUCAACUCUCCUACUCUUGUGGCGACGCGAUAUGGACAUUGUGGACGCAGGGAUUCCAGACCUACGCACAGACUUUGCUGGAACGGCCUCCACAGCAGAAUCACCCCAUCGGAUCCGCUCAUCCGUCAUUCUCAAGGCCACGACAAACAGCCCCGUCAAGGUCUACUCACCAAAAAGCAAUACUCUCUGACUGGAACAGGUCGGAAGUUGGUAUAUUCUGGGGUCCAUUAGGAAGCGGAAUAAAUUCCUGCUCGUGCAUGCAGUGCUGCAGAGAUUGGAUCAAUACAGCUACAUCAUCCAACAAGCUAGCCAAAUCACAUCCCAGGGCAGCAGCACUGCUGGCCUGCGGAGGGAGCUUCUGGCCUGCGCUAGAAAUCGCAAAAGGGCCGAACGGUGUCAGCGAUGAAACAGUUGGGCCAACAGUGGAUGUCCCAGACGACGACUAUCUGCAAAUUCAUGGAAAAGGACCACUCCCUACGGUUGAGAUUCUGGUUCAGGCCUGCUGCACCGGAAACAAUGCCCUGGCUACCUGCUGCGGGACCUUAGCCCGGCUGAUAGACGAGUCCGAUGCCGCGUCGUUCCCCGACCAAGUCCUGGCCGUUGUUGCUCUCAACACCAGAUGGCUUGCAAAGGUCGAAAGCGAGAGACUGCGGCUGGCUGCAGAAGAGCUUGUCUUCGGCCACCACCCCUCGAUAGGCCAGGCAAGCACGCCAGACAACAUUGAAACCAUCAAGAACGUCAUCGCGUAUACCGAGAAAUUGCUGCUUCUACUCAGACAGCAUAUCGGCUCUGCAAACGUCUGGGACAGUCCUCUGGGACCGCCUCUGGAAGACUUCAGUCCUAUCGCUUUGGGCGCCUGA